Spea bombifrons (plains spadefoot toad) is the source of this 1671-nucleotide messenger RNA. Its product is annotated as sterol 26-hydroxylase, mitochondrial-like. Gene Ontology annotation, cellular component: mitochondrial inner membrane. Bases 54 to 1625 code for a protein of 523 amino acids. Gene Ontology annotation, biological process: cortisol metabolic process; C21-steroid hormone biosynthetic process; cholesterol metabolic process. NCBI's taxonomy places the organism in Eukaryota, Metazoa, Chordata, Amphibia, Anura, Pelobatidae. The transcript has 9 exons. Gene Ontology annotation, molecular function: monooxygenase activity; oxidoreductase activity, acting on paired donors, with incorporation or reduction of molecular oxygen; iron ion binding. The record is from RefSeq and is a predicted model, not a curated record.
UCCAGUUCCUUGUCUUUUUUAUAGACUAAAACAAAACACUGCUGGCCUCAGCCAUGUUGACUCCUGCAUCUAGGAGCUGCUUGCCCCCUCUGGGCAGGGGAAGGGGCUUCUGGCUGCUGCAGGCAUGCAGGGGGGCUGUGACCCAGGGGAGGACAAUCACAGGGGCAGCAGCUGAGGAGGUCCAAGGAGAGAAGAAGAUGAAGACCUUUGAAGAUCUCCCUGGACCUUCCCUUCUCACCAACAUGUACUGGUACUUCGUGAGAGGAUACAUUCUGCACAGUCACCAGUUACAAUUAAUAUACAAGAAGCGCUACGGACCGCUCUACAAAACAGCUCUUGGGCCGUUUAAAAUGGUGAACAUAGCCGACCCCGAGAUCCUGCAGGCCAUGCUGAGGCAAGAGGGCAAAUACCCCAUGAGAACGGAGAUCGAUAUCUGGAGGCUUCACCGGGACAGCAGGAAUCUUCCUUACGGACCAUUUACAGAGAUUGGGCAUAAGUGGCACACGCUCCGUACUGUUCUGAACAAGAGGAUGUUAAAGCCGGCGGAAGCGAUGAGCUACGCCGGGAGCAUCAAUGACAUCGUGACGGAUUUUGUGGAGCGUCUGCAGGCGAGACGCAGGGAGAGUCCUUCCGGUGACAUGGUGAACGACAUCGCCAACGAAAUGUACAGGUUCGCUUUCGAAGGGGUGGCGUACGUAGUAUUCGAGACCCGAAUUGGGUGCCUGGACGAACAGAUCCCCCCCGAGACCCAGAAGUUCAUCGACUCCAUCAGCUUGAUGUUCCGGAAUUCCGUGUUUGUCACGUAUACCCCGAGGUGGUCGUGGAAACUUCUGCCGUACUGGAAACGGUACAUCGAAGGCUGGGAUAACAUUUUUGAGUUCGGAAGAAAGUUAGUAGACAAGAAGAUGGGUGAGAUACAGUCCAGGCUUGAGAAGGGGGAAGAGAUAGAAGGAGAGUAUCUGACCUACCUGCUUUCCAGCGGCAAACUCACCAGCGAUGAGGUGUACGGCAGCGUGUGUGAGCUGCUCCUAGCCGGGGUGGACACGACUUCCAACACUUUGUCCUGGGCGUUGUAUCACUUGGCACGGGAUCCAGAGCUUCAGCAGACCCUGUACGAAGAAGUCAUUAACGCAGUUCCCAUGGAUCGCAACCCAACAGCUGAGGACAUCACCAACAUGCCCCUGCUAAGGGCCGUCAUUAAGGAGACUUUGCGGCUUUAUCCUGUGGUGCCAACCAACGCCAGGCUUGCGAGCGAGAAGGAAGUGGUGAUUGGGGAUUAUCUGUUUCCUAAAAAGUCUCUUUUUGUGUUGGCUCAUUACGCAAUAGCCAGAGAUGAGGCAAAUUUCCCCGAACCCGAUUCGUAUCUGCCCCAGCGGUGGCUGCGAGACGGAGGGAUGAAACACCAUCCGUUCAGCUCCAUUCCCUUCGGCUACGGGGUGCGCGCAUGCGUGGGCCGGCGGAUUGCUGAGCUGGAGAUGCAUCUGGCUUUAUCUCGAAUAAUCAGGACGUUUGAGGUCAGACGAGACCCUAAAGGGGGUGACAUCAAAUCCAUUGCACGCAUUGUUUUAACCCCUAGCAAGCCGAUUAACUUACAGUUCUUGGAGAGAAAGCCUAGCAGUGUCUAGACUACAUCUGACAACGAAUAAAAAUAUUUAUUUUCUUCCUGCCGAA